Medicago truncatula (barrel medic) is the source of this 423-nucleotide messenger RNA. Its product is annotated as benzyl alcohol O-benzoyltransferase. NCBI's taxonomy places the organism in Eukaryota, Viridiplantae, Streptophyta, Magnoliopsida, Fabales, Fabaceae. The record is from RefSeq and is a predicted model, not a curated record. The coding region runs from base 16 to 408 and encodes 130 amino acids. The transcript has a single exon.
UAUAUCUUCCUAACUAUGGCCCAACCUCUGUUAUUCACAGUGAAGAGGUGUGCCCCUGAAUAUGUAAGACCAUCAAAACCUGCACCUCAUGAAAUAAAAUUACUUUCAGACAUAGAUGACCAAGAAGGGUUACGUUUUCAAAUUCCAGCGAUCCAAUUUUAUAAAUAUGAUCCAAAUAUGGCAGGGAAAGACCCUGUUGAUAUUAUUAGAAAAGCAUUAGCAAAAACACUUGUGUUUUAUUAUCCAUUUGCAGGUAGAUUAAGGGAAGGUCCUGGUAGGAAGCUUAUGGUAGAUUGUAAUGAUGAAGGUAUUUUGUUUAUUGAAGCUGAUGCUGAUGUUAGUUUGAAAGAAUUUGGUGAUGCUCUUCAACCUCCUUUUCCUUGUUUGGAUGAGCUUCUUUUAUUGUAGGCAAACUGGGUUGAU